This is a messenger RNA of Arabidopsis lyrata subsp. lyrata, 1780 nucleotides long. RefSeq lists its product as uncharacterized. The record is from RefSeq and is a predicted model, not a curated record. The transcript has a single exon. Gene Ontology annotation, cellular component: ubiquitin ligase complex; cytosol; nucleus. NCBI's taxonomy places the organism in Eukaryota, Viridiplantae, Streptophyta, Magnoliopsida, Brassicales, Brassicaceae. Gene Ontology annotation, molecular function: ubiquitin conjugating enzyme binding; ubiquitin protein ligase activity; cyclin binding. Bases 83 to 1618 code for a protein of 511 amino acids. Gene Ontology annotation, biological process: protein polyubiquitination; protein autoubiquitination; proteasome-mediated ubiquitin-dependent protein catabolic process.
AUACGGGUCGGGUUGAACCAGGUCGGGUUUGAAAACCCGUCUAAUUUAUCAAUGGAAAAACAUCGAAACAGAGCAAUUUUCAAUGGAGCAAAACCCUAAAACCCAGAGGACAUGGAGAUACACAUGGGAAGCUCAAUCUCAUUCUCCUAAUCUUCGUCUCUUUCUUUUCGAUUCCACAACAAACCCUAAGAUCCACUGCAAAAUCCUCAAUGUCUCAAUCAUCCUCGAAAAAUCUCAACUUCUCGUCACAUGGAUCAAUGAAGAAGCCACACGCAAAGAAGAGAUUGUUUCUCUUCAUGUUCCGAUUCCUAAGGUUUUACUUGAUACUGAAUCUCAUGUAAAUUUCAAAGCUUUAGAGGAUCACAUCGAGGUAAGACUUGUUCUGUUACUCCCUGUUGAUCAUCCUCUAGUCUCAGACUUCAAUUUAGUGACUGAUUCUAGAGAAAAGUCGAAGCCUUUAGUGAUGGGUUAUGAUCUAAAGACUCUAUCUUUAAUGGGAGGAGUUCACUUUUACUGUAGAAAUUGCUCAAAUAGGUUAACAAAGAAGGAACUUUUCGAUUUCUCUGAAAUGCCGUCUAUUAAUUGGAGAGAAUCUGCUGAUAAUUGGUUUGGUACUUGUUGUUGUUCAUUUGGUGGAAUUAGUGAGAAGAUGGUAGUUAAGUACACGAAUUCGUAUACUUGCUCUAGUGGGUUGUGUUUACUUAGUGCUACUACUGUUUUGCUUAGCAAGGAUGAUCUUGUAGAGUGUAGCUUUUCUGAUAAAGGUGGAAUUGUAGACGAAUUUGAUUCGAGUUUAGCUCUGAGUUGUGAUCUUGGUGUAGUUGAACCGGGUUCUAGAAGUAGUGAAGGAAAUGCUGAGAGUCAUGAGAAUGGAAGUGAGAGUGUUUGUGGUCAAGCGGAUGACUCGAUUUUGCGUUGUAUAGGUAAUGAAUCACUACCUGGAUGUUGUGUACAUGACUUGCCUGACUCUAAUGAGAGUUUUCAGUUGGAGCAGAAACUUACACUUGAUAAGAAGUUUCUUCUUGAUGGGUUUCUUGAGGAUGUUUUUAUGGCGAAAGCAUCGAAUGUGUCGAAGAAUGUCGACUGGAUUGAAUUUGCUUGCCCAAAGUGUUACUCUCCUCUUGGAGCUUAUCCUUCUGGUGGUGGAAGCAAGGAUAAACCCAUAGAUGGUGGAGUUAGACUCUUCAAAUGUUAUAUUUCUACAUCAUCGGUGACGGGUGAAUCCUUAAAUGUUUUCAGGAAAUACACAUUGGAAAGAAUGUUUACCAAUCAGCUAGUGGAAUGCGCCAAAGAAGAGUUAUCAUUUCAUGUGUUGGUCAAAGAUCUGACAACCAAAUCCCCUCUGUUCAAUAUCGUUAUCCUGAAUCCAAACUCUUGGUCCUCGACUGGUCUUUGCUCGAGCCGAGAUGAACCAGAUUCCACAUUAGAGUUAAGCGCUAUUGUGAAGGUUCUGUUUUCAGAUUGCAACAGCUCGGUAGCAAAGAAGAUUGAUGAAGAAGUUUACAUUUUGAAGGGACAAGGAGAGGAGUUGAUAGAGUUAAUAAAAUAUGCGAGCAAAUGUCUUCCAUCUUCGUAUACAUAUCUUCAGGGCUCACUUGUCUCAUCAAUGCAUCGAUGAUAAUGAAUCUUUCUUCACUUUUUCAAGUUUUUUCUGGUUCAGUUUUGACUUGUUUAGUAACAACAUUUGGUUUUGGUUUAGUUUUGGUUAUUGACUUUGUUUCUAACUUUUGUACGCUUUUUUGCCUGUUUUCAAUUGAAUGAAAGGAAUAUUUCUUCCACA